AUGACCCUGGAAAUGGAGGCCCUUCCUACACAACGACUCAGCUACAAACAUGAGCGACUAGGUGAGACUUCAGAUGGCAUCAACAACCAUUCACCAGGAUCCGAACCGCAACCAAUGCUCUCUGCGAGGGGGGCUUUCGAAGAGAACAUCAAAUCUAAUCUCAAGAAUGACCCCGCGCUCCAGCAAAGCGACAAUACUUACCAGCUCGUGAAGCUUCCUGACGGAUACCAUGCUUGGUUGAAGACGCGAUUCAGCUCCUCUGCAGCCGGCUACUCUCAAACCUAUCAUAUCUACGGCCAUCCGAGCGGCCGUGGUUUUGAUACGUUCAAGGGCUUCUACGAGCAUUUCAAGUUCCUGCAUGGCCUGACCGAGAAGAGCACAUGUGAGUGCUGGUUGUGCGGAAAGGAUCGCGACAAGGCAAACUGGGCGCCCAAGGAUGAGUACGUUGACAUGAUGUCCGAGAAACUUUCUGGACAUCUAGGGAACGUAGCUCGGACCGCUCAGAGCGAUAUGACUUUCGAGCAGCAGUACUUUGCUUCUGUGGGAGUGGGAACGAUCGUGGCACAGAGUUUGGUGGAUGCGAUCUGGGCUGUCUUUAACCAUGAGAAAGCUGCCUGGGAUCCAGUCCGAUGUUUGGUGUACUUCAAGCGCGUCUUUGCCAUGGCUGACAGUCUGGUGUUCGCGGCAGGGAUCUGCAAGGAGAACUGCAAGUUUGCUGCCGACAUUGCCACUGACCUGGACAAGUUCAAGACUGGUUGGCAGGCGGAGUAUGAUGCUGAGGAGCGGCGAGGGGCGGCGGCCUUGCCGGGUGCUUGA
Messenger RNA from Fulvia fulva, 816 nucleotides. RefSeq lists its product as uncharacterized. The record is from RefSeq and is a predicted model, not a curated record. The transcript has 4 exons. Lineage: Eukaryota; Fungi; Ascomycota; Dothideomycetes; Mycosphaerellales; Mycosphaerellaceae. The coding region runs from base 1 to 816 and encodes 271 amino acids.